This is a messenger RNA of Staurois parvus, 336 nucleotides long. Lineage: Eukaryota; Metazoa; Chordata; Amphibia; Anura; Ranidae. The record is from the annotation of a GenBank genome assembly.
CCACCUGUGCCCAGCAGUGCGCCCACUAGCUCCGCCCACCUGUGCCCAGCAGAUCACCCACCUGUGCCCAGCAGUGCACCCACCUGUGCCCAGCAGUGCACCCACCUCAGUGCCAUCCACCUGUGCCCACCCACCUGUGCCCACCAGUGCCACCCACCUAUGCUGCCCACCAGUGCCACCCACCAGUGCAGCCCAGCAGUGCUGCCAGUCAGUGCCACCAGUCAGUGCCCAGCGGUUGUGCCAGUCAGUGCCGCCAGUCAGUGCCCAGCAGUGAUGCCAGUCAGUGCCGUCUAUCAGUACCCAUCAUCAGUGUCACCUAUCAGUGCCACCUAUCAG